AUGACGCUGCACGGCUGGGAUCCGUUGCGGAUCCUCGCACAAAUGACAGCUUUGCAGUGUAUUCACUACAUCCUACUCGCAGCAUUUGUGCCGCCGUUUCUGUCGAUCUUUACAGAACCGGCAGCACUUCGAUUUGAAGGCGGACCUGCACAAGUCGGCAUGAUCAUGGACUGGCGCGAAGUCGCAAGUAAGCCGACGUGGGACUGGCACACAGUGAUGCAUCUUGUGAAUCUGUACAAAGGUUGGAGCAAGACAGGCGGUGAGAGCGGCCCUGCUUGGACGCCCAGUGAACAAGUAGCGCUAUCAAACUGGACGGCUGGCGCCGUCUGGCUCCACGUGCCGGACCAUCGAGGUGGCUUGCAGCCGUAUGUACUUCCGCCCACGUCCUUCCAAUGGAACGACUCGUCGCCAUCUCUUGCCAACGAUCUGUCCACUGAAUCUCUGCUGACUUCCAUGGCCGAAGAGCCUCUCAUACCCGCAGCACGCUCGCUACGAUCACCAACGGCGUUCGCCUCGUCGCCCACCUCGUUGCCAUCAUCGAUAUGGCCGUCGCCGAGAUGGCUCGCGAAAGAUGCAUCGCGACCGACCAAUACAUCAGGCACACUGCUCCAGCAAGAGCGUCAGCUUGAAAUGUGGGAGUAUCGUCGCACACAUGACGCACGACGUGGUUGGGCUAUUAGUGCCGCAUGGAUGCUCACGGUCUUCUUUGACGUUCAAGUCUUGUACUAUCUUGUCCGCAAGCCUACCCACGUGCUGGAUUUUGUAUGCACGAUGCAUUUCGUUCACUUUAUUCUGACAACCUCCUUUGCAGGUGCAUUGCCGCACUCCGUGUAUUGGUGGGUGCUUAUGAUGGUUCAUGCAAGUCUAUGUAUUGUGUUUGCCGAGCGCAUUGCGAUCCAGCGCGAAAUGCGCAUGGGCUUUACAGACCACACCGUGUUGGAUUCGUCUCAGCUGGACGAAGAUACAUACGAACUCCUUCCUUCACGCAGCCGCGGCGCGGGCCGUGGGAGAUACUAG
This is a messenger RNA of Malassezia globosa CBS 7966, 1017 nucleotides long. RefSeq lists its product as uncharacterized. The coding region runs from base 1 to 1017 and encodes 338 amino acids. Gene Ontology annotation, cellular component: Golgi membrane; trans-Golgi network. Lineage: Eukaryota; Fungi; Basidiomycota; Malasseziomycetes; Malasseziales; Malasseziaceae. The transcript has a single exon. Gene Ontology annotation, biological process: Golgi to endosome transport; protein localization to Golgi apparatus; Golgi to plasma membrane protein transport. The record is from RefSeq and is a predicted model, not a curated record.